ACAUCAGAGUCGCGAAAGGACAAUCUGAUAAAUCAAGCGGCGCAGAAAGCGUCCACGUGUCACGCAGCACCUGAGUUUUGUGAUCGAGGCGAUCGAUACACACCCCAACGUGAUGUCGGAACCCAACCAAUGGAAAGAAAAAAAAAAACACGAAUCCAUUUGGUUUCUGUUAAAUAUGAUCUGCGACUGAGACAGAGACGCACGACGACAAAGGCGAACAAUCAGUACGCUAAAGCUAUAACGUUUCAACUUUCACUUUCACACGUCAAAGAAAGAUAGCCAUUAUUAAGAUUUUAAGCGAUUCUCGUUCGGCUCGGGAUGGCUGGCCGCUGAACCGGACCGGUUCGGCUUGGAGAGAUCUUGUUGGGCUCGGAAACACGCAUUUGCGGCGGUGAUGAGAGGGAGCUGCUGCUGCUGGAACCGUCGGACAGAGCAGCGGUUCCGCCUCCUCGCGAUCUCCACCGUUAAAUCACUCAAGAUCAAGCUUCUCCUCUUUUGCUGCGUCGCCUUCACGCUUCUCGCCUUUUCCACCAGCGCUUCUUCCUUCGUCCUAUGGAUCAACAACCAAACGCCGCCGCCUCCGCCGCCUCCGCCACCUCGCUUCCCCGAUUCCGGGAAAGGGUAUUCUAUAGUAAUGAACACAUGGAAGAGAUAUGAUCUUCUAAAGCAGUCCAUCAAGCAUUAUUCAUCAUGUCCUCGACUUGAAUCAGUACAUAUUGUGUGGAGUGAACCUGAUCCUCCAUCGGAUAUUCUUUUAAAAUUUCUGCACCACGUUGUAAAGUCCAAGUCUAAAGAUGGAAGAUAUGUGAAAUUGAGGUUUGAUAUCAACAAGGAAGACAGUUUGAACAAUAGAUUUAAAGAAAUUAAGGAUUUGGAGACAGAUGCUGUCUUUUCUAUUGAUGAUGAUGUUAUAUUUCCUUGCUCUACGGUGGAAUUUGCAUUUGAUGUUUGGCAAAGUGCACCUGAUACAAUGGUUGGAUUUGUACCUCGUGUCCAUUGGGUGGAUUCAUUGGAAGGUAAUGACAGCAAAUUUAUAUAUGGCGGAUGGUGGUCUGUGUGGUGGACGGGUACAUAUAGUAUGGUGCUUUCCAAGGCAGCAUUCUUUCACAAAAAGUAUUUCAAUAUCUACACAAAUGAGAUGCCAUCAUCAAUUAGAGAAUAUGUAACCAAGAACAGGAAUUGUGAAGAUAUUGCAAUGUCUUUCCUUGUUGCAAAUGCUACCGGUGCACCCCCCAUAUGGGUUAAAGGUAAAAUAUUAGAGAUUGGAUCGACUGGAAUCAGUAGUUUGGGAGGUCACAGUGAAAGAAGAACAGAAUGCGUCAACAGAUUUGUUGCCGCGUAUGGGCGGAUGCCCUUGGUAUCUACUUCAGUUAAGGCUGUUGAUAGCCGCAAUAUCUGGUUUUGGUGACGCUGGAAUUUUGAUUUUCCUUGCAUUUCUAGAAAUUCUACUGCCGUCCUUUUAUUAGCUAGUUGAGUUACUCAAUUCACGUUAGUCACAGUUGUAUAAUAUAUUGGAUCUUAUACUCCAUUCAUGCGUUUUGCCGCUAAUCGAUCAAAUUCCUUAGGUUGAUUUCUUGUAUUAGAUAUGUAAUGCAAGGCAGCAUCGUGUGGUGCUUUUUCCCCCUCAAAAUAUUAAGAAUUUCAUUGUAGAAUAUUAUUAAAGGGUUAUUACACCCUAAGAGAUGAAGCUCUACCUGUGAUAUAGUUAUUAUUUAUAUUA
Messenger RNA from Glycine soja, 1720 nucleotides. Its product is annotated as glycosyltransferase family 64 protein C4-like. The coding region runs from base 395 to 1408 and encodes 337 amino acids. Gene Ontology annotation, molecular function: glycosyltransferase activity. NCBI's taxonomy places the organism in Eukaryota, Viridiplantae, Streptophyta, Magnoliopsida, Fabales, Fabaceae. The record is from RefSeq and is a predicted model, not a curated record. The transcript has 5 exons. Gene Ontology annotation, cellular component: membrane.